Elaeis guineensis (African oil palm) is the source of this 542-nucleotide messenger RNA. Lineage: Eukaryota; Viridiplantae; Streptophyta; Magnoliopsida; Arecales; Arecaceae. The record is from RefSeq and is a predicted model, not a curated record.
ACAGCAAAAGCUGUCCUCUGGGGUUGCGGCCUUUCGUUUCCUCGCGAGGGCGAUAGAGAGAGAGAGAGAGAGAGAGAGGGGGGGAGAGAAAAAAGAAGGAUGAGGAAGUUCGAUCCAUGGCCCGUGUUUUUCAGGAGGGAGUUCCACCGCAACUGGCCCUUCCUCGUCGGCUUCGCCAUCACCGGCGCCGUCAUCGUCAAGUUGACCGCCGGCCUCACCGAGGAGGAUGCCAAGAACUCGCGCUUCGUGCAGGAGCACAACAGGUGAACUACAGCUGAUUUGGUUGCUGGUUUGAGCUUGUUUCCACGAUGAGGCUGGCCAAGUCCCUGAAUGUUUUGCAUUAAAACUGCGCAUGGUCUAUGUGCUUUGUGUCGAAAACUUCUUUAGUGUUUUUUAAUUGAAAAUAAAAGACUGAUGGCUGGUAUAGGGACUGUUCCUUGAAGGAUUUUAUUGCGAGUUAAUAAGAGUUUCAAACUGUUACUUGGUUUAAUAGUCAUUUUGUGCAUGUUUGUUGCCUUAUAAUAAAGUGGAUUAGGUCUCAU